Silurus meridionalis is the source of this 1306-nucleotide messenger RNA. RefSeq names its product guanine nucleotide binding protein (G protein), gamma 2 (gene gng2). Gene Ontology annotation, biological process: G protein-coupled receptor signaling pathway. The record is from RefSeq and is a predicted model, not a curated record. Gene Ontology annotation, molecular function: G-protein beta-subunit binding. The transcript has 4 exons. The coding region runs from base 358 to 573 and encodes 71 amino acids. NCBI's taxonomy places the organism in Eukaryota, Metazoa, Chordata, Actinopteri, Siluriformes, Siluridae. Gene Ontology annotation, cellular component: heterotrimeric G-protein complex.
GUCAACACUGUACCAGAGCCACAGCACAGAACUGCCUACACUGUGCAUGCUGUGAAAGACAGAGGGUGUGUAUAAGAGCAGUUCCGUUGGGCACAGCUGCACCACAUCACAUACACUGGAAUUAGUGUAUCAGGUGCACAAAUAUUAAAAAACGUGCCUGGCAGAACAAGAUAACAGGGCACGAAAGCAGCAGUGUGACUGUAGGAUGAAGCAUCUCUAGAAGGAGUCCAGGCCAAUAAGUGAAACGAACAAAAGAAGGUUGUGCCUUGAGCAGUGCCAAUAAAGGGGCAGAGUGACCUGAAAACACAGAGAGAUUUAAGUAGUGUUCGUCUUUAAGCCUCCCAGUCCAGCAGACUCAUGGCUAGCAACAACACUGCCAGCAUUGCCCAGGCCCGUAAACUGGUGGAACAGCUCAAGAUGGAAGCGAAUAUUGACCGUAUAAAGGUGUCUAAAGCAGCGGCAGACUUGAUGUCAUACUGCGAAGCUCAUGCUAAGGAGGACCCUCUGCUGUCACCUGUGCCUGCUUCUGAGAACCCCUUCAGGGAGAAGAAGUUCUUCUGCGCCAUCCUGUAAGCAGUGAUGGCUGGCCUUGGGCAUGCCUGCUCCAUCUGGGACCCACACUCAUUGAUAUUAAGAACGUAAACCUUUUAGUGAUGGCUGAGGGGGCAGGCGUGCGGUGACUCCUCAACCUCACCUGGUUCUCCAUGUGCCUCGUGCAAAACCCCAGCAUGGAGGAGAGCCAGGGCUGUGCAUGUUUACAAGGGAAAGCACAGCCAACAUGAGCAACUGGCAUUACAGCAGCUCAAGCUGGAUAUGAUGUGUAAAUUGCAGUAUUAAUGCGGUAUUUUGUGGUCCCUAUGAGGUAUUCAAAUGUUUUGUUUAAUUAAAUUAAGUUGAUCCUGAUUUCAAAGCUGAUCACUGAGCAAAGAAUCAUGGGUCGUCAUAGAAAUGUUCUGAUUUCUUCUUUGUUUGCUCUAUUUCAAUAAUCAUUCUCUUAAAUAAAUUUGGUAUAUAUAACUUAGGUAGCUUUCUACGUAUGUACUUUUUUUUUAUGUAAUAAUAAUAGAUAGGUAAGAGCAUUUUUUAUGAAAGAUUUGCACACAUACAAAUAUUCCUAACAGAUACGUAUCUUUAUGAAACUGAUUACAACAUUUGAAUAUGUAUAGCAGGCAAUUUAAUUUUUUGUCUUCUUCAUAAAGAUAGGUCUUUUUACUAUUUGUAAAAAUCAACUGUGUUGUGCUGUAUACGGUUUGAAUGUCUGUGGUGAUUCCAAUAAUAAUUGCAUGAAAAAAACCUUAAAAAAGAA